CCAUAGCCUAAAACCGAUAACACAUAUCUUAUUAAAAUUUAGUUUUAGUUUAAUGUGUUCACAAAUUAAAAAUCAAUAAAUUAAACCAACCAUUGCAUAAAAGUUAUCAUAAGGAUUAAAUGAUCACUUCUUGACUUGACUUAGCCUUCAUCCAUGAGAUCGACGUAUCACUAUCAAUAGAGGCCCACUGACACAAUAGACUUCAAAACCUCACCUUCCCUUUCUUAUAAAAUAUAAACUACCAACAUUCUUAUUCCUCAACUUGCAAAAAAAGGUAACAUUCUACAUUCUCAGCUUGGUGUUGAAUCAGCUCCACAGUCGCACAAUAGUCUUUUACGGUGUUUUUAUCCUUUCCUUUCACUUUUGGCUUUUGGCACGGGAAAAGAGGAAUAUAUUUGCUCCCAUGGCGUCAAGCUCAACAUCAAAACUGCUGUUCUUCAUUCUUGCUUCGAUUUUUCUUGUUAACUCAGCUCAAAACUGUUCAAACUACACUUUCCCAGCUAAUAGAACUUUCACCACUUGCAAAGUGCUACCUGUUCUAGAAGCAAACCUGCACUGGACCUACAAUUCAUCAAGCACAAAAGUUUCAAUGGCAUACAGAGCUAAACAAGAUUCUAAGGGAUGGGUAGCAUGGGCUAUCAACCCUACAAGACAAGGCAUGGUUGGAUCGCAAGCAUUAGUUGCUUUCCAUAACUCAACUGACAGCAUGAUAGCUUACACAACACAAAUAACAAGUUAUAGUCCAUCAAUGCAGAGAGCUAAUCUCAGCUUUCAAGUUUCAAAUAUAUCUGCAGAAUACUUGAACAACGAGAUGAUUAUCUUUGCGAUUAUAGGACCACUGGGCAAUGAAACCACAGUAAAUCAUGUCUGGCAAGGUGGACUCUCAGUCUCAAACGACAUCCCUCAGAUACAUCCAUUUUUAUCCCAACACCUUCAAUCAUUUGGACAAAUAGAUUUUCAGACAGUUUGAAUACUCCCUGAGAAGAAUAGUUAUCUUGUUUUUUUCAACUUAUCAAAUAAAUAAGAAGUCAUCCUUGGCUUUCAUCCAAUAUUCCAAAUCAGAAUGUCUAGAAUAUUAUGUAAAAUAAGUAGAGACAAUAAAAAGUUCCAACUCUUCUUGUGCUUUCUUCGUCA
This is a messenger RNA of Solanum pennellii, 1134 nucleotides long. Its product is annotated as cytochrome b561 and DOMON domain-containing protein At5g47530-like. Bases 404 to 970 code for a protein of 188 amino acids. The transcript has a single exon. Lineage: Eukaryota; Viridiplantae; Streptophyta; Magnoliopsida; Solanales; Solanaceae. The record is from RefSeq and is a predicted model, not a curated record.